This is a messenger RNA of Eucalyptus grandis, 888 nucleotides long. Its product is annotated as ankyrin repeat-containing protein ITN1. The transcript has 3 exons. NCBI's taxonomy places the organism in Eukaryota, Viridiplantae, Streptophyta, Magnoliopsida, Myrtales, Myrtaceae. Bases 1 to 888 code for a protein of 295 amino acids. Gene Ontology annotation, cellular component: plasma membrane. The record is from RefSeq and is a predicted model, not a curated record. Gene Ontology annotation, molecular function: protein phosphatase regulator activity; protein phosphatase 1 binding.
AUGCUCACUGACCAAAAAGGGCAAACGGUUCUACAUGCAGUUGUUAUCAGUGGACAAGUAAAUGCUGUCAAGUACAUAACAGGGACGCCAAACCUGGAGGAUCUUGUCAACAAACAAGAUACUGAUGGAAACACGGCUCUACAUUUGGCUGCGCUUCAUAAACAAUACAACAUCUACAUACUUGCGCGUGAUAAGAGGGUGGACCGUUUGAUUGGCUACCAAGCUGCAAAAGUCUAUCAUGUCUUGAAAGGAUCUCAUGGGAUGCCAUUUUAUCAAGACUGGGUUAGUGAGUAUGUUAAGAAAAGAUUAGACAAGCAAUAUGUUGAAGGUCAACCAGUUGCGUCUAUAAUUACAGAAAGUAAUACAGCCGACCUGAAAAAUUUCGAUUCCUCAGAAAGAAGCAUCAUCGGCCUUCAACUUCUAGUGGCAGUGCUCAUAGCCACAGUCACUUUCGCCGCAGUCUUCACGCUGCCCGGAGGUUAUAACCGGGAUGGACCCGACCAAGGACUGGCGAUUCUUGCUGGCAGGGCAGCUUUCAAAGCCUUUGUGAUAUCUAACGUUACAGCGUUCGGUUUCUCAAUCCUAGCAUUGUUCAUAAAAUUCGAUGCUUGUCUCGUGAGCGAUAGGCUAAGGGUAAGAUAUGCCAAGGUCGCGUCAUAUUGCAUGUACGUUGCCAUACUUGCUAUGGUGAUAGCGUUUUCUACCGGUACGUAUGUUGUAUUGUCCAGGAACACUGAGCUUGGAAUCACUCCUUAUGUGGUGGCCCUAUGUCUCGUGACUAUGUACGUCGUCGGUGGUUUCGUUGACCCUGAAGCUCCAUCCUGGUGGCUAAGUAGCUCUCCCAGACAAAACAUCCGAAACUUAUUGUUUGAUUACGGGAUACUCUAG